AUGUCGGGAAUCCAGCGAUUCUUUGGGAAAACGCCGAAAGCCGCGAAUCCAUCAGCGUCACAGGCAUCUACCACAACCGAUAAGAAGCGUCCAGCAUCACGUGCACAAGACAAUCUUACCGGCUCUCUGAUGGAAUUUGAAGAUUCUGAUGGUGAGGGAGAACAUCCAAUUCCACGUUCUGUCCGACGACAAGCACAAGCGCACGCACAGGAAGCAAAAGCCGAUGAAAAAGCUCCUCGAGGACGAAGGAGAAAAGCGGUCCUUGCAAGUGAUAGUGAUGAUGAAGAUUUUCUGAUCACGAGCCAACCAGCCAAAGCAACGCCUAAGAAAAAGAAUCCUGUUGCCCCGGUUAAACGAGCAAGAUUUGAAGACGAUAGAUCACCACAAAAGGGACCCACAAAGAACACGAAACAAAUCCACUUGGUAGAUGACGAUGAUGAAGAUGAAUUGGUUUCUGUAACGGAUAGUGAAGAUGAGUUUCGUGAGAAGAAAAAGCCAAAGAAAGCACUCCCACCUGGACAAACGAAGCUAAACUUUGAGAAGAAGACAAAACAAUCCGAACCUGUUAAAGGUAAUACUCAAUCCAAGAAAACGACUGACGCGGCUUCUUUUUUUGGCGAUGCGCCACGGCAAAAGGCGCCAGCAAGAGGGCAAAGCAAGAACGUUGCCGCAUUUGACACCAAAUAUGAUGAUAUCCUGCUGGUGCCUAAUAAAAAGGAUGCCGAGUCAAAGUCACACAUGCACAUCAGUCCUUCGUCUCAGAAAGAAAACUUCUCUCGGAAAACAGAAAACUUCGUUCAAAUGGGAGAUGAAGUUUAUGAAAUCGUAGAUACGCUUGUGGAUAUCCCUCAUCAAAAUAAGCGACGAACUCCCGUGAUUUCUUCUCCUUCUAAACCAGUCAAUUUGUCGGUCACAGUGUCAAGGCCUGACUUGCCACUAGCCGUUCCAUGGGUCGACAAGUACAAGCCACAAAAUCCUCAAGAAUUGAUUGGGAUGAAUGGUGACAAGAGCCCGUGGAAUAAAUUGAUUGGCUGGCUUCGUGAUUGGGCACAACACAAUUUGGGUGAAGCUGGAAGAACCAAGAAACCACGCCCUCCACCAUGGAUGGCCGGACAAGAAGGAUCGGCUUUCAAGGCGGUUUUGUUGAGUGGACCUCCCGGUAUUGGCAAAACAACUUGUGCCAAAAUGGCUUGUGAGUCUCUUGGUUUUCAAACCGUAGAGAUGAAUGCGUCAGACGUUCGAAACAAGAAACAUCUCGAAGCGCAUGUUGCUCAAUUGACUGGCUCUCACCAGCUUGAAGAAUAUUUUGGUGCUACAAAAAAUCCGAUCAGUGACGUGCGCCAUGUUUUAAUCAUGGAUGAGGUUGAUGGUAUGAGUGGAAAUGAGGAUCGAUCUGGAAUCAGCGAAUUGAUGGAUAUCAUCAAAAACACAAUGAUUCCAAUCAUUUGUAUAUGCAAUGACCGUGCUCAUCCAAAAAUGCGUACUUUGGUCAACUACUGUUUUGAUGUCCGCUUCCAACGACCACGCGUGGAACACGUUCGGAGCCGUAUUAUGAUGAUUGCAGUACGAGAAAAGUUGCGGAUGUCCAAAGAAGAUAUUGAUGAAAUUAUUGAGCUUUCCAAUCAUGACGUCAGACAAUGUAUCUACAAUCUCCAAAUGCGCAAAGCCAUUCCCGAAAUGCACAUUACACAAAAAGAUGUGACGAUUAAUGCUUUCGAAGCAGCUCGACGUUUACUUAGCAAAUCUUCGACUCUACGAGAAAAACAGGAAAUGUUUUUCGUUGAUUAUGGUAUUAUGCCGCUCUUUGUCUUUGAAAAUUAUCUCCAUCUGACAAACAAUGAACGAAGCAAAGUCGACCAUUUGGCCAGUAUUCGUCGAGCGGCUGAGUUCAUCGCUAUGGGUGAUAUGGUGGAUAAACAAAUUCGUAGUGGUGGCGCUUGGAAAUUGCUAAAUGAACAGUCAAUGCUUUCUGCUGCCUUACCUUCUAUGGCUAUGGAUGGACACUUAAAAACACAGAUUUUGUUCCCCGCAUGGCUUGGUAAAAACUCGACAGCCGGUAAACGAUUGCGCCUCACUCGACAAAUUGCUCAACAUUCACAUCUUAGAAUCUCUGGAGAUACGUGCGCCUUGGUCACUGAUUACAUUCCUGCAUUGCGAACCAAGAUUACAAGGCCUUUGAUCGAUCACGAAAAUCUGGGAGUUCCAGAAGUUGUUGCCACUUUCGUUGAAUACGAUUUGAUUCGAGAUGACGCUGAUGCUAUCGCUGAGCUGGCUGUGUGGCCCGGAAGAAAAGAUCCUGGAGCGGCUAUUGCUGCUAAGACAAAGGCUGCUCUGACUCGAGCUUUAACAAAAGAGCACCGUGUGCUACCUUAUGCUCUUGACGACGUUGGAAAGGGAAAGAAACGCGGGGGUGCCAGCGAUGCCCUUGAAGUGGAAAUCGACGAGGAAGGUUUUGUGGUGGAGCGUGGUGGAGCUGAAGGGGAGGAAGAGCAAGAAGAGACUGAAGAGAGUAACGACAAGCAGGAGGCCGCUGGAGGCAACAAUGCAGGUGGAAGCUCAUUGGCGCAAGCAGCUCGGGGACGCGCUGGUUGGCGUGGAGGACCGCCUCGUGGUCGUGGAUCGACAGUGAGAGGUGGACGAGGUGGACGAGGUAGAGGAAAA
Messenger RNA from Mesorhabditis belari, 2661 nucleotides. NCBI's taxonomy places the organism in Eukaryota, Metazoa, Nematoda, Chromadorea, Rhabditida, Rhabditidae. The record is from the annotation of a GenBank genome assembly.